UAGUUGAGCAGUCACAGAAUGAUGAUUUCUUUGAGAUGGAUAUGCUGAAAGACACUUCAUAUAAUAUACUUAACUCACUUGACUUAAAAAACUCUAUUAUAAAGCAAAACUAUAAUGCUAUUUCUUCACUAUCUUGUGAAAAUGAGAAGAAAAAGCUUCAAUCUCAAGAACAAUUAGUUGGUAAUAAUAAUUUGGUUAUAAAAGAAUCUUCACAAACAUUUUGUGAAUAA
This is a messenger RNA of Funneliformis geosporum, 230 nucleotides long. Lineage: Eukaryota; Fungi; Glomeromycota; Glomeromycetes; Glomerales; Glomeraceae. The record is from the annotation of a GenBank genome assembly.